This is a messenger RNA of Syngnathus acus (greater pipefish), 1044 nucleotides long. RefSeq names its product PRELI domain-containing protein 1, mitochondrial-like. Gene Ontology annotation, cellular component: mitochondrial intermembrane space. NCBI's taxonomy places the organism in Eukaryota, Metazoa, Chordata, Actinopteri, Syngnathiformes, Syngnathidae. Gene Ontology annotation, biological process: phospholipid transport. Bases 307 to 939 code for a protein of 210 amino acids. The record is from RefSeq and is a predicted model, not a curated record. The transcript has 6 exons. Gene Ontology annotation, molecular function: phosphatidic acid transfer activity.
CGCCAUGUUUGCAGUUCCUUCCUUGGCCGCGGUGACAAAUGGUGUGGCGUGAAAUGAUCGUCAAAGAUGUCUUCGGUGUAAAAUGGCCAAUUAUAGUUUAAUAUCGUAAGACGCUUGAACAAGAAGACAUCCAGUCCUAUACCAGCCAGCAUUUCCUUCGUCGAAGUAACAGGUCCCCAUCAAUAAUCGUUUCACCUCUGCAGAACUGUACCAGACUUUGGAUGGAGUCAGCAUCCCGUUGUUUUGAUGGUGUCGUCACAAGUGACUGCACUUUGACACAUCAGUCGGACCACCAUCAGCAGAACAAUGGUCAAGUACUUUACUAACAAAAGUGACAUCGGCGACACGUGGGACCAUGUCGUGUCUGCGUUCUGGCAGCGCUAUCCCAACCCCUUCAGCACGCACGUUCUCACGGAGGAUGUCGUGCACCGCGAGGUGACCACGGACCACCGGCUCCUUUCCAGACGUCUGCUCACCAAGACCAACCGGCUGCCGCGCUGGGCCGAGCGCUUCUUCCCCACUGGCAUGUCGCGCUCCGUGUACAUUGUGGAGGACUCCAUCGUGGACCCGGUCAGCCGGAGUCUGACAACGUACACCUGGAACCUCAACCACACCACUCUCAUGUCGGUGGAGGAGCGUUGUGUUUUCCGAGACUCGGAAGAGCUGCCGGGAGUCACCCAACUGAAACGAGAGGCAUGGAUCUCCUCCAGCAUUUACGGCUUCUCUCGACCCAUCCAGGAGUUUGGAUUGGCCCGCUUCAAAAGCAACCAAGCGAAAGCUAUGAAAGGGCUGGAAUACGCGCUGUCAAAUCUGCAAGACGCAGGAGAGACGCCCCAGCGGCUGCUCAGGGGUCCAGUGAAGGAAGCCUCCGACAAGGCUAAAGGAGCCACCAAGAGCCUGGCCUCUUCCACCACGCAGAACCCUCGGCAGUACGUCUGACGGAGGAGACAGCCACUUUGGAAAGUCUCAGGGUCUUAGCCCGGAAGCACAUUUCACAGCUGCAGUCAUCAUUUCAAUCCACAUCAUAAGCUACUACUUUUUAUC